AUGUCUUCUUCCCCUUCACUCUCAGAUCAUUCUCUCCCCCUGUCACCCGAGCCUGAAGUAGGUCAUGAUUCAAGAGAUCGAAAUCAAGCUCUAGAAGACAGCCAAGAACCUCCUGCAGCACUCAACCCUAGAGCAGAUAUGGAUGAUGUCUCAGAUAACGAGUCCAUCCUCUCCGAUGUCGACGAAGCCCAAUUCGAAGACUUCGAUCCUAAUCAGAUUGCCAUCGAAGAACGUCCCGCCAUAGCCGUUGAUGAAGAGAAUGUUAAACUCCUAGGUCGGCACAAGCGUAAGCGAGAUGGGGAGGCGGAUGGAGAGGGAGGCAAGAAGAAGAAAAAGGAGGGAAAGAGAGAAAAGCCAAAGAAAUUAAGAAAAAAGCAGGACAGUGACGAUGAUUUCAGUGGUGGGCAGGAGAUGGAGGGGAAGAGAAUCCGCAAGAAGAAGGCAUUCACAGAGAGUGGGGAGAAGGUGCGAAAAGAGAAGCCAAAGGUUAGGAGAGCGACACCCGAAAAUGAGGAGGCAAUGGAUCCCGAGGAGCGACGUCGACGUGCCCUUGACAGAGCUAUGGAUGCUGCCCUCAAGAACCCAACCAAGCGACGCCGCAGGGCAGGCGAAAUGGACCUCAAUAGCUUUGCCGAUGAGGAAAUUGCCAACCUCCGCAACCGCAUGGCCGAAGCCGCCGAACUCGAUGUCACAGCCCGCAACUCCACCCCCCCAAAACCAGCCAUGCACAAGCUCCGUCUCCUCCCCGAAGUGACCGCGCUCCUCAACCGCAACAGUCGUGAGGUGGAAAACGCCAUCGUCGACCCUGAGAACAACCUUCUCGAAUCCGUCCGCUUCUUCCUCGAGCCCCUCUCCGACGGCUCCCUACCGGCCUACAACAUCCAGCGCGAGCUUUUCGCCAGCUUGGCAAGACUGCCGAUCGAUAAAGAAAGCCUGAUAUCCAGCGGCAUCGGCAAGGUAGUCCUCUUUUACACCAAAUCUAAAAAGCCCGAGCUCUCCAUCAAACGCGCCGCAGAGCGUCUUUUGGGAGAAUGGACUCGCCCGAUUCUCAAACGAAGUGAUGAUUACCGCAAGCGUGUCCUCGCGUCCGCAGACUAUGAUCCCACUGCCCCCCGCCAAAAGCAAUCCCAGCCCCUGUCGGCGGUUGAGACGGCAAGCCAAGCUAGGGAGAGGGCUUUGGCGCCGCCUAAAACGAACAACAGAGCUAGAGUGGAAGUCGAUAGGAAGACUUAUACUAUUGUGCCAAGGAGCGGACAGGUGGCUGGAGGCAUGUUUGCGAGACCGUUGGGCGCGAGUGGUGAGGACGCUUUCAGGAGAAUGAAGGCGAGGCAGGCUGCGGCGGCUGGAAAAGGGCCCAGGCGGUAG
Messenger RNA from Letharia columbiana, 1365 nucleotides. RefSeq lists its product as uncharacterized. The transcript is spliced from 3 exons. Gene Ontology annotation, biological process: poly(A)+ mRNA export from nucleus. Lineage: Eukaryota; Fungi; Ascomycota; Lecanoromycetes; Lecanorales; Parmeliaceae. The record is from RefSeq and is a predicted model, not a curated record. Bases 1 to 1365 code for a protein of 454 amino acids. Gene Ontology annotation, cellular component: nucleus.